GAGGGACCAUCCCUGGGCGGAGAAGUCGGCACCGCCUCCUUCCUCUUUCUUCAGGCGAACAUGGCUGCAGCCGCUGUCUGCUCGGCCGUGAAGAUUGGAAUUAUCGGAGGGACGGGUCUGGAUGAUCCUGAGAUAUUAGAAGGUCGAACAGAGAAAUACAUUGAUACACCAUUCGGAAAGCCAUCAGAUGCACUGAUUUCAGGAAAGAUAAAAAACGUUGACUGUGUGCUUCUAUCCAGGCAUGGGAGGCAUCAUUCUAUCAUGCCAACAAACAUCAAUUUCCGUGCCAAUAUGUGGGCACUAAAAGAAGAAGGUUGCACUCAUCUAUUAGUGACUACUGCCUGUGGCUCAUUACGAGAAGACAUUCAGCCUGGAGAUCUUGUUAUAAUUGACCAAUUCAUAGACCGGACAACAAAAAGGCAUCUCACUUUUUAUGACGGGUCUAAUUCCUGCCUCCCAGGAGUGUGCCAUGUUUCUAUGGCAGAACCUUUCUGUGCCAAAACAAGAGAAGUACUUCUGGAUGUUGCCAAAAAGCUUGGAAUCAAGUGUCACUCAAAGGGAACAGUAAUUACAGUCGAGGGACCACGUUUUAGUUCUCGGGCUGAAAGCUUGAUGUUUCGCAGCUGGGGAGCUGAUGUUAUCAAUAUGACGACAGUCCCAGAAGUCAUUCUGGCAAAGGAGGCGGGAAUCUGCUAUGCGAGUAUUGCUAUGGCAACAGAUUACGACUGCUGGAAAGAACAUGAGGAAACGGUCUCAGUGGACAGAGUUCUAAAGACACUGAAGGAGAACGCAAAUAAAGCAACUAGUUUGCUACUCACUGCCAUACCUCAGAUUGGAUCCAUGGAAUGGUCAGAAACCCAUCAGAACUUGAAAAAUACUGUGCAGUUAUCUGUUAUGCUACCAAAACAUUGAAAACCUAGCAAGCUACAGUACUUGAAGAUCAGAAGAUAGACGUCUUUACUUUUAAAGAAUGCCUUUGAUGGAUGCAGCAUUUUUCAUUACCAUCUGCUAAUAUGCUUCUUUUGGAAUAAGAUCUUGCAAAGGCUGAAAAACAACAUUCACAGCAGAUUUGAAAAGUAAUUAAUUCUUAAAACUGACAUUUCAGACUGUGAACACAAGAGCUGAUACUUGAUAAUCCCGUUCCACUGAUGUGAAAGAGAUUUUUUAAAAAGGGUUAUUAGCUCUAGUUCAAAUAUUCGAUCAUAACUCAAUUCAAAAAUGGCAAAUCCAUAAAAAGGUAUGUUAAUAUGCCCUUGCUCACCCCCCAAAUGAUCACUUCCCUGAGUGGUUAUAGUGGUGGACUGCCGUUCAGUAGCAUUUUUAUAAUGCAAAGAAAUGGUUUUGAAUGGUGAUUAAAUGCAUUUUUAUUAUGCUUUUUAAUAGAAAAUUAAUGACUUUUAAAAAAUAAGGGCAAUUAACAGAUUGCACUUUUUUGUUUUUAAAGAUUUCUUGGCUAAGAUUUUCCAAAGUGACAUGAUACGGUUUUUAUGUAUUUAGUCUAUUGUUAAGAAAAUAUUUGCUUUUAUUACGAAUGUCAAAUCUGUUUUCUUUUGUGUCUUCAAUUUAAUAUGCUGGACUUCAUAAAUCAGAAUAGAGUAACAGAGUUGGAAGGGACCUUGGAGGUCUUCUAAUCCAACCCCCUGCUCAGGCAGGAAACCCUACAUAAAUUGCUGGAUUUAUUUUCUUUUUAUACGUUUUGUUUUAAAGAUCUGUGUGGUGGAUGUGUAGACUUGGUUGAUUUAUUAUUUUUUUAAUUGAAUGGCUUUGAGGGGGUUUUUGGACAGCAAAAAAGCAGGAUAUGUGGCUUUUGUGUGGAAAAGAAAAAAGACAUUUUAAGACCACAAAGGACUCAAUCAUGAAUUCCCUCAGUUGUUAAUAGUGAGUGUUGAGCAACUCCAUUUCCGUUAGAAGUUUUCUGGUGCCCUUAUGGCUGUAGUAGCUUCUCCAAACCAAGGCCACAAUGUCACUUCAGAAAAAAUAUCCUCUCAGUUUUGCAACUCACUUUUUAUUGAAGACUCCAAUACACCAUUUACUUCUAGCAAAAGCAGCAGAGUAACAGAAUCUAGGUUGGUGAUGUUUCUGAGUGUUUGAAGGCAUCACAAACCUGUUUGAACGGGCUGUGUACAGCCUCCGAAACAAUUCUCUCUACCAAGUCAUUCAGGACUUGUUUUUUGCUAAAUAUUUUGAAGAGUGAAGAACAACUACCAUGUCUCUGAACAACAUAUUCACAUUGUUUGGAAUGCUGCUGCUGAAUGUUUACAAUACACACUGUACUGUUGUAUCCUUGCAAAUUAUGCCUUAGUUACGUAUGUUAAAUACCCCCUUUUCUUUUUAAAAAAGGAUGCAAUGCUGCUUUUCUCAAAUAAAACUCAAUGUAACCUCU
Thamnophis elegans (Western terrestrial garter snake) is the source of this 2383-nucleotide messenger RNA. RefSeq names its product methylthioadenosine phosphorylase (gene MTAP). Lineage: Eukaryota; Metazoa; Chordata; Lepidosauria; Squamata; Natricidae. The record is from RefSeq and is a predicted model, not a curated record. Gene Ontology annotation, molecular function: S-methyl-5-thioadenosine phosphorylase activity. The transcript has 8 exons. The coding region runs from base 61 to 912 and encodes 283 amino acids. Gene Ontology annotation, biological process: nucleoside metabolic process. Gene Ontology annotation, cellular component: cytosol.